Sebastes umbrosus (honeycomb rockfish) is the source of this 2491-nucleotide messenger RNA. RefSeq names its product tetraspanin-7-like. Lineage: Eukaryota; Metazoa; Chordata; Actinopteri; Perciformes; Sebastidae. Bases 777 to 1865 code for a protein of 362 amino acids. Gene Ontology annotation, cellular component: membrane. The transcript has a single exon. The record is from RefSeq and is a predicted model, not a curated record.
AUGAUUACAUUAGUACACUAUCUAUUGACAGUUUAUUGUUGCACAGAUAACACAUACGAUUAAAUCUACUAUAUUAAGUAUUUGUUAAUAAUUACCAAAUGAUUUGUAGACCUUUAAGAAAUCGUAUGUAAUGUACAGUAAUUGACUUUUAAAUAGACGUCACACAUAAAACGUCGUUGACUGACAUUGUUGGGCUACUAGCUUGUAUUUUCAUUUGUCACUAUAAAAGUUAAACAUGAGGAAAGUUUUUACAUAUUACAAAGACACACACACACACACACACACACUGUAUAGACAGUAGUAGAGUUUUCCACAGUUUAUUAAUUCCACAAAUGGAUCAUAGUAAAACUCAAAGGGAUGUCUCCUCCACACCGAGAGAGGGUGUGCAUGGGAGGAUUUCAGGUCCUUCCCACUGCAAUCACCUCUCGCCUUGACCAGAGCGAGGUGCAGCAGUGAGCAGCCAGAUGUCUGAAUGUGACCAUCAGCGGAGGAAUUUGAAGAGCCGGUGACCAUGCAGGUGGAAAGAACGUCCGAAAUAAACAAAUAAAUACGGUGGAGACAAGGAGGCUGCGGAUGCAGAUAACGGCACGACGCGAACACCCAUCGGUCUGAUUUACAGUCCAGUCGGCGUUGGUGGUGUUGAUGGCGGAUUAAUGAGCAGUCAUAAAGAAGUCGGGGGAUUGUGUGUUGCAGGAGAACAAGAGUGAUAGAGGAAGGAAGAGAGAGGAAGGUGUUUAAGAGAGAGAGUGGGGGUACAUAAAACCGGAGCCGUGAUCAUGAGCUCUGCAUUGCCUUACGACUCGCUGUCCGCUCGGCCGAGUCCCAGCAGACAAGCUCUGGACUGGGAACGCCAGCAGCUGGCUGUGCGACGACUUUCCUCUCCGCGGGGUCUCGACCUGCUCACUCCACCUCCUCUUCCUCGUCGACCCUCCGCGAUCCCCGGCUACCUGCUGUCACCCUACCAAGAGCAGGAAGAGCAGCUGCACGAGCAGCAGCAGCGACUAUCCUUGUCCGUGUGCUCAGAGGCCUCCCUGGCGCCCCCUGCACCUCCACCUGUGGGCGCUGCCCCACCCUGCUGCCGCCCAGUGGGAGUCAUGCACCUGCUGCGCCUGGGUCUCCUGGCCUUCAGCUGCCUCUUCUGGGCAGCCGGCUUGGCCAUCUUCACCCUGGGUGUGUGGGCGCAGAUUUCACUGGCAGACUACAUGCUGCUGUCUGCCAAUCGCUACCCCAACGCUCCGAUCAUCCUUCUGGCCACAGGUGCAGCCGUCACCGCCUGGGGCUUCCUGGGUUGUCUAGGGGUGGCUGCAAACCUGCCCAGCGUGCUCAGGGCUUACGGGUUCUUUCAACUUGCCGCACUCAUAGCCGGUUUGGCGGCUGGACUCUCAGGUCUCUUCUAUCGCGAAGACAUUGCCGGAGGAUUUCGCAGCGGCUUACAGCGUGCGGUGGCCGGCUACACCGAGGACGAAGGCCGUGCCGAUGCAUUAGACAGCCUGCAGAGGGCCCUGGAGUGUUGUGGAGCUGAGGGUUGGCGUGACUGGCUCUCUUCGGACUGGGCUAUCCAACAUAUGACCUUCCUUCCCAACGAGAACGGCACUUCGGUAUCCCUUCCGGACAGCUGCUGCGCGAGGCGAAAGGGCUGCAGGAAUCGACCUCUUCUGUCGGAUGAUCUUGAAGGAGUAGCAGCUGCAGGAAUCCAUCCACACGGCUGCUUCCGCAAAGUCUUCAGUUUGGUCAACGACAACGUCUUCCACAUUGCCGCCACUGUGUUGGGAUUGGCCUUCACCCAGAUCGGAGGCAUCGCCCUGGCUUGUCUGCUGGCCAACAAACUGGCACCAAGACAACAUCGACGUGUGGUAGCACAUUAAUGGUCUGUUUUAAAAAAUAGGCAACCUACACCAAGGAUUCACCAAUUUGUAGAUAGUUAGGAUUGGGAAUGAACUAUGCCCUUAAAGAGUAAUAGAGUUGCAAAGUGUUGGGAGUCCACGCAUCCAGGUUUCUGAGAUUAAAGGUCUUGUUCAUUUUCUGCAUAGACAAGGUGAUCGGCAUUUGGAGGUCUUCCAUGGCUUGGAUGGGCAUGAAAACUUCAUCCACACAAAAUCAGCAACUGCUUUAUGAAAUAUAUGGUUCUUUGACUUUGCCUGUGAGCAAAACGUUAAGAGAGAAAUCAGCUACAACUCCUGUUGAGCAUUUUGGUAAGAAACAUUACAGAGCUUUACAUUUUGUUUUGCGGACUCGGCUCAAAGCAAGCUGAAGCUAAAGUUGACAGUUUGUAGAAAUCUGAUUGUGAUAAUUACGCAAAUAAUUAAAACUGAUCGUCGUAACAUAAACCUAUAGUAAUGUUUGAAUUAUCCAAAAGACUCCGUUGUUUCUAUGUUGAGCAACAUAAAAAAAAAGAAAUACUUAAGGAACCAGCAACUCCUUACACUUUGCAACUCUUUUACACUUUGCGUUUGCCUGGUUUUGUCUCAUGCACAAUUUAUGAAAAGCUUCU